GAUAAUCUGAUUUUUACAAGGGAACGGGGGGGCACACCGUACAGGACAGGACAGGUUGGUAACAGUUGUUGGAGAUUCCAGAGGCCACCAAGCUCGCAGAGGAGGCCUGGGACCGGCAGGUCCCGGCGCAAGCCCAGGGCACAAAGACCACGACGACUGCCGGUUAGCGCCCAGGGAUGCAGUUCCACCGCGCAGCCCCGGGGGCAGAGCAGAAACUUCGGGAUGGGGUCAAGCAAACCCUGGCUGGGGCCUCGCGGGGGGCGGAGCGCGUUCCGCCUGGGAUCUGGCAGAGAGGCCGCCCACUGCGUCUCCAGCAUCCCACGAUCUCCCGCAGCCCGCGCCCGGCACAGUCACUGUUGGGACGCAGCUGCCAGGCUUGUCCAUUUGUUUGUUUGUUGUUUAAAACGAUCCUAGAGCGCGCGCUCGGCAGCAUCUGAAGGGGGGUUGGGAGACAGCCAAAAUUUCCUUCCAGGGAGCGCGUGAGGGGCAUUCUCAAAGGAAAACCAGACCAAGAGAGUAGUGACCAGCCCUCCUCAGAUUACUCUGCACUGGCUCCUCCCUUGCUCCCCCCACCCCCAGAUUUGCAUAAAAAAGGCCAAGAAAACUCUGGCUGGGCCCCAACAACCGUUCACUCAGCUCCCCCGGGUCGGAGCCCCCCCCUCCUCCCGGAGCUGCGCACAGGCUUGCUGCACGAAGCCGAGAGGAGAGCGCCUCGCCCCGCAGUUCAGCCGGCGUCCGACCUCUCGGCGGUCCCGCCGCCCGCUUUCCAGGCUCCCUAGCCGCGUCAAGCGAGCGAGCGGGCCCGGGACAAGCUCGGGCCCCGGCCGCCUCGCGCUUCCCCGGUUCCGAUCCCUCCGCCCCCCGGGGGUCGCGCGCCCACGAUGCCGCAGGGCCCCGGCUCGCUGCUGUUGCUGGUCCUCGCCUCGCACUGCUGCUUGGGCUCCGCGCGCGGGCUCUUCUUCGGCCAGCCCGACUUCUCCUACAAGCGCAGCAAUUGCAAGCCCAUCCCGGCCAACCUGCAGCUAUGCCACGGCAUAGAGUACCAGAACAUGCGGCUGCCCAACCUGCUGGGCCACGAGACCAUGAAGGAGGUGCUGGAGCAGGCGGGCGCCUGGAUCCCGCUGGUCAUGAAGCAGUGCCACCCGGACACCAAGAAGUUCCUGUGUUCGCUCUUCGCCCCGGUCUGUCUCGAUGACCUGGACGAAACCAUCCAGCCGUGCCACUCGCUCUGCGUGCAGGUGAAGGACCGCUGCGCUCCGGUCAUGUCCGCCUUCGGCUUCCCCUGGCCCGACAUGCUCGAGUGCGACCGUUUCCCCCAGGACAACGACCUUUGCAUCCCCCUCGCUAGCAGCGACCACCUCCUGCCGGCCACCGAAGAAGCUCCAAAGGUAUGUGAAGCCUGCAAAAAUAAAAAUGAGGAUGACAACGACAUAAUGGAAACUCUUUGUAAAAAUGAUUUUGCACUGAAAAUUAAAGUGAAGGAGAUAACCUACAUCAACAGAGAUACCAAAAUCAUCCUGGAGACCAAGAGCAAGACCAUUUACAAGCUGAAUGGUGUAUCCGAAAGGGACCUGAAGAAGUCGGUGCUGUGGCUCAAAGACAGCUUGCAGUGCACCUGCGAGGAGAUGAAUGACAUCAACGCGCCCUAUCUGGUCAUGGGACAGAAACUGGGCGGGGAGCUGGUGAUCACCUCCGUGAAGCGGUGGCAGAAGGGGCAGAGAGAGUUCAAGCGCAUCUCCCGCAGCAUCCGCAAGCUGCAGUGCUAGUUCCGGCGCCUCGGUUGCUCCUGACAGGCCAGCUCCAGGGCUCGGCUGACCAUAUCUGCUCCGAGGCCUCAGCUCUCGUAUCCCAAGCACAGUCCCUUCAGCUCCAGCCCCAGCCUGGAGCAGUGUCCCCUGCCUUUUGCACAUUUGCACCCCCAGCAUUUCCUGAGUUAUAAGGCCUUAGGAGGCCUCAGGAAUGGAUAGCUGUUUUCACAUAAAGGAAAAAACCCCAAGUCUUGUAGAAAUAUUCAAACGAAUAAAAUCGUGCAUAUUUUUAUAAAGUUUUAAAAUAGCUCACUUGAAAGCUAGUUUUGAAUAGGUGACUUGGGUCUGAUUAUUUUUCCUGUUUGGUUUGGGUCACCUGAUUUUCACUUUUCACAGAGGUUGCCAUAACCUACAAAUAGCUUCAUUUUUUGUAUGUGGCCCAAACUGUUGUGGGUUGCAAACCCGGUUGAGAUAAAGCUGGCUGUUAUCUCAACAUCGCUCAGCUCCAGCCUGAGAGACGCUGCCUGAGUCUUAUAACAAUUCACUCAUCAUUUUACACCCUCGUUGGGAACAUAACUAGCAUGUAUUGCAUUUCCAGGUAGAGUACUUCCACUUAUAAGAAGCACAUUAACCAUCAUAGCAUGAUUUCUUCCAGUAAAGGGCACAACAAAUUUUAUAAUUGACCUGAAUUCUUUAACCUUUGUUUAAAACAUCUUUUUUACUUAAUUUUGCAAAUUAAACCAUUGUAGCUUACCUGUAAUAUACAGUAGUUGACCUUAAAAAGUUGUAAAAAUAUUGCUUUAACCAACACUGUAAAUAUUUCAGAUAAACAUUAUAUUCCUUGUAUAUAAACUUUACAUCCUGUUUUACC
This is a messenger RNA of Hipposideros armiger (great roundleaf bat), 2619 nucleotides long. It is a transcript of the gene SFRP2, whose product is annotated as secreted frizzled related protein 2. Lineage: Eukaryota; Metazoa; Chordata; Mammalia; Chiroptera; Hipposideridae. Gene Ontology annotation, biological process: canonical Wnt signaling pathway; non-canonical Wnt signaling pathway. The transcript has 3 exons. Gene Ontology annotation, molecular function: Wnt-protein binding. The record is from RefSeq and is a predicted model, not a curated record. The coding region runs from base 882 to 1766 and encodes 294 amino acids.